Molecule: messenger RNA, 1151 nt
Organism: Impatiens glandulifera
Lineage: Eukaryota; Viridiplantae; Streptophyta; Magnoliopsida; Ericales; Balsaminaceae
Product: peroxisomal 2,4-dienoyl-CoA reductase [(3E)-enoyl-CoA-producing]-like
Exons: 5
Coding region: 100-999 (299 amino acids)
Biological process (GO): fatty acid catabolic process
Molecular function (GO): 2,4-dienoyl-CoA reductase (NADPH) activity
Source: RefSeq, a predicted model, not a curated record
AAGAUGAUUGUCGUUACAGCGGAAAAGUUGGUUCUUCAUUUGUGUAUAUCGAACGAAUCAAACUGUGAUUGACUUGUGAGAGUGAGAGAGAACUCAGUCAUGGAUUCUCCGUUCAAAGCAGAUAUACUGAAAGGGAAAGUGGCUCUGUUGACCGGAGGUGGUUCUGGAAUUGGGUUUGAGAUCGCCAAGCAAUUCGGAAAUCAUGGAGCUUCCAUUGCCAUCAUGGGCCGCCGCCAACAAGUUCUCGACUCCGCCGUCUCUGUUCUACAAUCUCUUGGAAUUCAGGCCGUGGGCUUUGUGGGAGAUGUUCGCAAAAUGGAUGAUGCAAAUAGAACUGUGGAAUCAACAUUUCAACAUUUUGGCAGGUUAGACAUUCUUGUUAAUGGUGCAGCAGGAAAUUUCCUUGUCUCAUCUGAAGAUCUGUCUCCAAAUGGGUUCAAAACAGUUAUGGAUAUUGAUACAGUUGGUACAUUCACAAUGUGCCAUGAGGCAUUGAAAUAUCUGAAGAAAGAUGGAUUGGGAAAGAAGUCAUCUGAUGGUGGUGGAAUCAUAUUGAAUAUCAGUGCUACUUUGCACUAUACAGCUUCUUGGUAUCAAAUCCAUGUCUCUGCAGCCAAGGCUGCUGUUGAUGCCAUAACCCGAAACUUGUCCCUAGAGUGGGGAACUGACUACGAUAUUAGAGUUAAUGGAAUUGCACCUGGUCCGAUAGCUGAUGCCACUGGAGUGAGUAAACUUGCACCUGAUGAGAUCGAUUUCCAAGCUAGGGAUCUUGUUAUGCCCUUGUUUAAAUUCGGGGAGAAAUGGGACAUUGCCAUGGCUGCAAUUUAUCUUGCGUCAGAUGCAGGAAAAUAUGUCAAUGGCACGACACUUGUGGUUGAUGGGGGGAUUUGGCUGAGCCGACCUCGAUAUCUUCCCAAGGAUGCGGUGAAGCAGUUAUCGCGAGUAGUGGAGAAGAGAUCAAGAGAAGUUCCUACAGGACUUCCAACGAGCAAACUCUGAUUAUGUUUAGGUGAUCACUUGGGUUAAUUUGGAUUACUUUGGGUUAUUUGUUAUAAAAAUGUUUAGUCAUGUGGGUGGGACAAGUAUACUCUUUGUGUUUCAGACAAAAAGAUGUGUGGAAUAAUUAUGAAAAUAAAAUGAUGACUUAUUAU